AUGUCAGAGCUGGUCAACAUUAUGUUUGCCGAACUUAUUGGCAAAAUCAUGGAGGUCUACAUGGACGAUAUGCUAGUCAAAAGCCUCCAAGUGAAUGAACACGUAAGUUACCUCGACCAGACCUUUCAGAUUCUUAAGAAAUACAAAAUGAAAUUAAACCCACUCAAAUGCACUUUCGGCGUGGCUUCGAGUCAGUUUUUGGGGUACAUUGUGAACCGAAGGGAGAUCGAAGCAAAUCCGGUAAAGAUUAGGGCCUUACUGGAAAUGAGGUCGCCUCAGAAGCCGAAGGAGGUCCAGAGCCUCAAUGGUUGGAUAGUUGCGCUCAGUCGCUUUAUCUCCAGAGCCACUGAUAAGAGCCUACCCUUCUUCAAAGAAUCACUCUUGCUAUACUUGGCGGUCUCGGACGAGGUAGUCAGUGCAGUCAUAGUUAGAGAAGAAGACGAGUAUCAAUUGCCGGUGUACAAUGUCAGCAAAGCACUACUCCCGGCAGAAACCCGCUACCCGGGCAUGGAAAAAUUGGCACUCGUCCUCAUCACGGCAUCAAGAAAAUUGAGUGCUAGAAAUGGAGGCAGCAAUGGAACCAGUCAGCCCCCAACAUGGAACUUGUUUGUGGAUGGAUCCUCACGAGAAACUGGCUCCGAAGCUGGGAUCGUCUUGGAAAGCCCGAAAGGCCAGAAGCUAAAUUGCGCAGUAAGGUUUGGCUUUAAAGCCUCUAACAAUGCUGUCGAAUAUGAGGUGAACGGGAACUUUGUCGUCAAAGACAGUAGCAUGGCUGUAUAUUUAAAACUGGUCCUGGACCUAAUCCCAUAUUUCGAGAGGUUCAGAUUGAUCCAAGUCCCACGUCUCGAGAACACUCAUGGAGACGCCCUAUCAAAAUUAACUAGGAGUAAAGACUCAGAGCUGCUAAAGAUUGUCCCCAUUGAACGCGUGUCAAAGCCCUCCAUCUCCAAAGGAUCAAUCACUACCAGUUUCAAGAAACGAGGCAAGGAAGUUAAGAAGGAGAGUCGCGCACUUCGUUCUGUAAGAGGAUGUCCUCUACAAAAGAGGCUUUGCCUCACCACUUCUCCGACGUGUAGAGGGGAAGAAGCCACGUAUAUACUCAGGGAGAUCCACGAAGGGAUCUGCGAAAAUCACUCCGGGGGAAUGGCUUUGGGACAUAAAGUGCUUCGACAAGGCUACUUCUGGCCAACCCUGAAAAGGAAUGUUUGCCAAUUUGUUUAA
Olea europaea var. sylvestris is the source of this 1221-nucleotide messenger RNA. RefSeq lists its product as uncharacterized. The record is from RefSeq and is a predicted model, not a curated record. NCBI's taxonomy places the organism in Eukaryota, Viridiplantae, Streptophyta, Magnoliopsida, Lamiales, Oleaceae. The transcript has 5 exons. Bases 1 to 1221 code for a protein of 406 amino acids.